AUGGGCGCCCAGCCAGAAACUCAUGCGUCUGCCGACCUCAAGAAAGAACAAGAACAAGAAUUCCAACACACCACUCCUGCAAAUGAAGAUCAGGUGGCCCUUGACCUGGCGAGUCUACCAGCAGACAAUCCGCCCCCAUACAGCCCUCCAUCGUAUGAAGUCGCAGUCCAAGACCACUCUGGUUUCAAUAUCAGAGAUGAGAAGAACCCAUCAGGCCUCAUCCGCAACUCAUUCGACGAGACAGGAGAGCCGAGCUGGCGUAUAGAGACCCCAGCCCUGCCUCGACGUCUCAGAGAUGCCACCGACAUCCUCUCCAAACCAAUCGCCCUCCCCACCGUCAGAUCUGCCCAGGGCUCACCCUACAUCCGCGCCUACCCCCUCGAGCUCGCCAAGGUCGGCAUCACGCGGGAGACCUUCCUCAGCUUCCUCGACCACGUCAACCGCGUCGUCGCCGACAACCCGCCCCUCGUCGCCGUCGGCCUCGUCGGCAGCGUCGUCGGCCUGGUCCCCGAGCCCACGGCCCAGCUGGCCGGCACGGUGAUCGAGCUCGCGGCCGACACCGCCAACGUCGCGCUCGCCGAGGGCCGCACGGAGCUGGUCCUGCGGAGGGCCAACUGCGACAUCUUCCACCCCGUGGGCUUGCAGGUCCGCGUCGCCAAGCUCGAGGCCGUGGCCAAGAUCGCGGGGAUGCCCUUCCUGGACGGCGAGACGGGGAAGCUGACGUCGGGCCUGCGGGUGCUGGCGCCGCUGGACGGCGAGAUGGAGCUGCACACGCUGGGCGUGCAGCGGCGGAGGCUGCGGGACCUGGAGGAGUGGCUCUCGCCGCUGGAUCUGGAGGAGCUGCCGGGGGUGGAGAGGCCGGGCUCUGUGAUGGGGAAGAUGCAGGUUAAGAUGAGCGAGUUCCAGCGCAAGAUGGAGGAGGAUGAGCUGAUGAAGAUGCGCAAGAAGUCUCUGGGGAAGUACACGGAGGCGAAGCAAAGCGCGCAGGAGAGGUACGAGAGGAAGAUGAGGGACUUGGACCGGAGGGUUGAGAAGGCAGGACAGAAGGUUGGAAAGGAUGGGAAGAAGAAACAAAGGACAGAUGAGGAGAUGAUACAAAAAGAGAAAGAUAAAGAUGGGGAAAAGAAGCAAAAAGAUUCAAGCAAAGAAGAAGAGAAUGAUUUGAAACAGGAGGCUGGAGAGAUCUCGAGAGGCAGCUCCAAUAGCCAAGCCACUCUGGACAGAUCAACGACGGAAGACAGCAUCACAGAGAAGUGCGCAAGACGUGAAGAAAAGGAAAGAAAGAAGCAGGAGAAGAGGGUGGAGAAGGAAGAGAGACGGGCAGAAAAGGAAGAGAGGCGGACAGUAAAGGAAGAGAGACGGACAGAAAAAGAAGAGAAGAAGGCCGAGGAGAGGAAAAGGAAGGAGGUGGAGAGAGCGGAGAGGGAGAAUCGAAGGCGAGAGGAGAAGGGGAAGGAAAUAGAAAAGAAGGUCAAGAGGGCAGAGGAGAAGGUUGAAAGGGCGCUGACCAGGGCGGAAGAGAAGCGCGUGGCCAUCAGGGAAGAUUACGAGAAGGAACUCAAGAAGAGGAGUGAGGAGUACGAGAAGAAGGACAAGGAGGAGAGGUCAAUUAAGAAGAUCAACUGGUUGAUCAUCACGGAGCGGAACAGGAUGGAGAGGAGCUUAAUGACCGGACUGAGCCCAGGACGAGCAGAUUCAUAG
Molecule: messenger RNA, 1701 nt
Organism: Clonostachys solani
Lineage: Eukaryota; Fungi; Ascomycota; Sordariomycetes; Hypocreales; Bionectriaceae
Source: the annotation of a GenBank genome assembly